AUGUCAUCCAAACCCCCUUCCACUGCCAUGGGCGUGGACUCCGGCCUUCACCAGCAAAAGGCUGCUAUCCGUUAUCCCAAAAUCUUCAGCGAGCCUGUGAAUAUUCGGGAGGUCCACUUACCAGUCAUAAAGCGAUGGAUAGAAGAAAAACUAAACGAAAUAGUCCCAGACGACGACGUCAUUGUCGACUACGUUUACGAGUUACUUGUCAGUUCUGACACUCCAGAUGUGAAGACGAUGUAUCUGCAUGUCAGGGAGUUUUUAGGAGAAGACUCCAUGAGGUUCAUGGCAAAGCUAUGGAAACUACUCCUAGCAGCUCAGGCCGAUAAAAACGGCAUUCCACCUGAACUUGUGGAGAAACAGAAGCAGCUCAUGAAGGCGAACCCCAACUUAAAGCAAGAGUUCCAAAGAACACAUCCAAGUCAUAGAGACCGCAGAGAACCAGAUAGGCUGAGAGACCCCUACAGGAGAUUGGAGCGAGACGGUACCCAAAAGUCCAAUCGUAACACUCCUCAUUCGUCAUCUGCCAGCACUAACGAUCAAGCCACCACCGAAGAUGGCCAUCACCAUCACCACCAUCAUCAUCAUCAUCAGAGUCUGAAUGCUGCCCAUGGUCUGGGAUCUUCGGGUAACCAUACCAACCCGCAACCUGCGACUCCCAUUGAUCCUAAUAUUAACCCCGCCAAUAGAAUUGGUAGGUAUCAAAUCAUCAAAACCUUGGGAGAAGGUUCGUUCGGUAAAGUGAAGUUGGCCGAGCAUUUAACUACUGGCCAAAGAGUUGCCUUGAAGAUCAUUAACCGUAAAACCUUGGCCAAAUCAGAUAUGCAAGGAAGAAUCGAAAGAGAGAUUUCUUAUUUAAAAUUAUUAAGACAUCCACAUAUCAUCAAGUUAUACGAUGUGAUAAAAUCCAAAGACGAAAUCAUCAUGGUGAUUGAAUAUGCGGGAAAUGAAUUGUUUGAUUACAUUGUACAGAGAGGUAAAAUGCCUGAGGAUGAAGCAAGAAGAUUCUUUCAACAAAUUAUUGCAGCGGUAGAAUAUUGCCAUAGACACAAAAUUGUGCAUCGAGACUUGAAGCCGGAAAACUUGUUAUUGGAUGAUAAGUAUAACGUCAAAAUUGCUGAUUUUGGUUUGUCUAACAUCAUGACUGAUGGUAAUUUCUUAAAAACAAGUUGUGGAUCUCCUAAUUACGCUGCUCCUGAGGUUAUUAGUGGGAAAUUGUAUGCCGGUCCGGAAGUCGACGUAUGGUCUUCGGGGGUGAUCUUGUAUGUCAUGUUAUGUGGUAGAUUACCUUUUGAUGAUGAGUUUAUUCCUGCAUUGUUCAAGAAAAUUAGUAACGGGGUCUAUACCCUUCCAAACUACUUGUCGCCAGGUGCCAAGCACUUGUUAACAAGGAUGUUGGUGGUAAAUCCGUUGAACAGAAUCACCAUUCACGAAAUCAUGGAAGACGAAUGGUUCAAACAAGGUAUUGAACAAUACUUGUUACCCCAAGAUAUCGGUAAAGAAAAAAAUAACAUUGAUGUCGAUGAAGAUGUUUUGUCGGCUUUAACUCACACCAUGGGAUACGAAAGGGAUGAAAUUGUUGGCUCUAUAAAUCGGUAUAACAAUGCACCAACUCCUCAACAAAAGUCUAAUGAAAUUGUUGAUGCUUACCUUUUGAUGAGAGACAAUCACGCUUUGGUUAAAGACUUGAAAAAACACAAGACCGAUCAAAUGGAUGGUUUUUUAAGUUCUUCUCCUCCACCACCUUGGGACACGAAUAAUAUCAACAACAAUGUGUUGAGCCACAGGACCCCUAGCAUUCAACAAUCUUUAACAUAUCAAACGUUAGCACAAGUGCCCGAUUUGUCUACUUUACCCAAUUCCACCAUUGCUAUUUUGCCUACCUCAUUACCCUCAAUUCACAGGGCGUAUAUGAUGGAGAAUACUACUAGCACCAACCAGAGUAAAAUUAGUCCCAUAAGUACAAAAAAGCUGAAGACCAGAUGGCAUUUUGGGAUCCGGUCAAGAUCAUACCCCUUAGAUGUCAUGGGAGAAAUCUACAGAGCUUUGAAGAACUUGGGAGCUGAAUGGGCUAAACCUACAGAAGAAGAAUUAUGGACCAUUAGAGUUAGAUGGAAAUACAGUCCCACCAAUCUGGGCAUGGAAGUUGAUGAAUCUCUUUCUGAUAUGAUGAAGAUGCAAAUCCAAUUGUUCCAAUUGGAACCCAAUAACUACUUGGUAGAUUUUAAGUUUGACGGCUGGGAAAAAAGUAAUAGCACCGAUAACACCAAUCCCGACGAAAUGAGCUCGUUUUCAGCAUAUCCAUUCUUACACUUGUCAACUAGGUUGAUUAUGGAAUUGGCAGUAAAUAGUCAAAACAGUUAGUUUACACAUAAAUAAACCAGUUGACGAUUAUGUAUCUCAUCGACUAAUUUAGAAUGGGUUUUACGUGUGUAUCGUGUUUCGCUUGUAUCGUGUUUCGUGUAGCUCGUCCCUGCCGUGGAUCUGGUCGUGCGCGUCCACCAGUUCUCACUCUAUUUCAAAUUCAUAUAUAUUUACAAAACCUACCAAUACAGCAACAAAUUACCUA
Messenger RNA from Yamadazyma tenuis ATCC 10573, 2569 nucleotides. RefSeq lists its product as uncharacterized. Gene Ontology annotation, biological process: regulation of mRNA splicing, via spliceosome; mRNA processing. The record is from RefSeq and is a predicted model, not a curated record. Gene Ontology annotation, molecular function: RNA binding. Gene Ontology annotation, cellular component: spliceosomal complex. Lineage: Eukaryota; Fungi; Ascomycota; Pichiomycetes; Serinales; Debaryomycetaceae.